Molecule: messenger RNA, 423 nt
Organism: Paracoccidioides brasiliensis Pb18
Exons: 2
Coding region: 1-423 (140 amino acids)
Source: RefSeq, a predicted model, not a curated record
AUGGGAACUUACGUCAGGAAAUCCCGAGAUGCAGAUGUAGCUUCUAGAACACGACUCGACAGGUUUCCAGUGGGAUGGGUUCACCAGGAAAGUUGCACAGGCCGGAAUCUCGCUGCACCACCCACCAACGGGCUUCUGCUGCGCUUCAAAGUCCAGUUUGAGAAAGUUGGUGAUCGUCAGCGGUGUCCACUAGAGAGAAUUCUCCAACAGUUUGGUGAGAUGGUCAGGGUCCACAUGCCCUCCUGUUUCACUGGACAGGGAAGGGAACUGGAAAUCUUUGUUCCAACCCCGCAGGUCUCCAUAUUCCUGAGGCCCCCUCCCCCGGAGUCAAGCCAAAGCCAAGGUUGGAGAAUAGAGAAGGGGAGGCCAGUUCAGGUUACCGACAACCUUCGGUCUCAAGAGUUGACGGAUAAGUUUCGAUGA